AUCGUCGGCGGCGACCUGGCCGCGCCCGGGCAGGUGCCCCACAUGGCGCUGCUGGGCUUCGGGCCGCUGCCGGCCGUCAAAUGGCUGUGCGGCGGCGCGCUCAUCAGCCCACGCUGGGUGCUCACCGCGGCACACUGCGUGCGCAGCGCCAAGGGCCCCGCGCGGUGGGUCCGCCUCGGGUCGUGGCUGGACGGCCAGGCGGAGGGGCCCGGCGCGCAGCAGCUGGCCGUGGAGGAGCAGGUCGCGCACCCCGCCUACCGCCCGCCCGCGCACUACAACGACAUCGGCCUCGUGAAGCUGGCCGAGCAGCCGGUGCUGGGCCCGGCCGUGAGGCCCGCCUGCCUGCACACGCAGUACACCAUCAAUGCCACCAAGGCGCAGGCCUGCGGCUACGGCAGCGUCGAGUACGCGGCGGAACGCCAGGGCGACGCCCUGCGCUGCGUGUGGCUCCCGCUGCUGCCGCGCGUCGACUGCGCCAAGUACUUCGGGGAGGUGAUGGGCACGAACCAGCUGCCCCAGGGCAUGCCGCGGAGCCUCCUGUGCGCGGCCGAGCUGGCCGGCGGCAAGGACACCUGCCAGGGCGACUCGGGCGGACCGCUGCACCUCCUGUCCGACGUACCCUACUGCACCUACACCCUAGUGGGGGUCACUGCCUUCGGCAAGUUCUGCGGGUACGCCAAGUCGCCGGGCGUGUACACGCGCGUGUCCUUCUUCCUGCCCUGGAUCGAGGACGUGGUGUGGGCGAGGGAAGGACCGGAGGGACCGGACCGCACGGACUACGACUACGACGAGUACUACGAGGACUACGACUCUCAAUAUGAAGCAAACUAUCCUCAUGUGGAUGCGCCCUGGUUGUUGUAUGAAGAAUACACGUAGACUGAAUUGAACUGCAUUGAACUGUACCCUUCUACUUACUUGACCAUAUGGUUUGACUAAUGAGUGAUUGUAUUGAAAUGUAAAUAAGUUCACCAACAA
This is a messenger RNA of Thrips palmi, 975 nucleotides long. RefSeq names its product serine protease snake-like. The transcript is spliced from 5 exons. Gene Ontology annotation, biological process: proteolysis. NCBI's taxonomy places the organism in Eukaryota, Metazoa, Arthropoda, Insecta, Thysanoptera, Thripidae. The annotation marks the transcript as partial. Gene Ontology annotation, molecular function: serine-type endopeptidase activity. The record is from RefSeq and is a predicted model, not a curated record.